CCGGCGGGAGCUCUGACACUUCCACCACAGAAGAAGACAAGAAUAAUAUCAGCAGCGGCGGCAGCAAAUACAUCGACAUUUGUUUCUCCUGCUGGUAUUUUACUCGGACCCAGAACAAAGAUGCUGCUUCGUACAGUGAGCCAGUCCUGCGGGUCCGUCCUCCGGAUCCCUCUGUCCGGAGCCCCCCGGCAGGCCGGGCUGCUGGUCUCCGUCUCCCACCCUCGUCUCUACGCCAGCGAAGCCGCGCAGGCCGUGUUGGAGAAGCCUGCAGCCGUCAGCAGUGAUGCCGUCCCCAAAGUGGAAAAGCAGACAGUUGCUGCGGAAUCCAAAUCGUUUGCCGUCAACAUGUUCAAGGGACAGAUCGCAACGCCUCAAGUGUUUCCCUUUCCUAAAGCCCUCAGCGAGGAGCAGGAGCAGUUCCUGAAAGAGCUUGUGGGGCCAGUCUGCAAAUUCUUUGAGGAGGUAAAUGAUCCUGCUAAGAAUGAUGCGUUGGAGAAGGUGGAGGACGACACCAUGCAGGGCCUGAAGGAGAUGGGGGCGUUUGGCCUGCAGGUGCCGGCUGAUCUGGGCGGCCUCGGCCUCUCCAACACCCAGUACGCCCGGCUGGUUGAGAUCGUUGGCAGUCAUGAUUUGGGUGUCGGCAUCACGCUGGGGGCUCACCAGUCAAUCGGCUUUAAGGGAAUUUUGCUUUUUGGAAACAAAGCACAGAAGGAGAAGUACUUACCAAAGCUUGCCUCAGGUGAAACCAUAGCAGCCUUCUGCCUGACUGAGCCGGCCAGCGGCUCCGAUGCCGCUUCCAUCAAGACCACGGCCAUUCUCUCACCCUGCGGGAAACACUUCAUUAUGAAUGGAAGCAAGAUCUGGAUCAGCAACGGAGGUUUGGCUGAGAUCUUCACAGUGUUUGCAAAGACACCUGUGAAGGACCCAAAGACCGGGGAGAUGAAAGACAAGAUCAGCGCUUUCAUCGUGGAGAGGAGCUUUGGAGGAGUGACAAAUGGCCCUCCAGAGAAGAAAAUGGGCAUCAAAGCCUCCAACACAGCUGAGGUGUACUUUGACAACGUGAAGGUGCCGCUGGACUGUGUGCUGGGCGAGGUGGGCGGAGGCUUCAAGGUGGCCAUGAACAUCCUGAACAACGGCCGCUUCGGCAUGGCGGCCGCCCUCUCUGGCACCAUGAAAGGUGUCAUCGCACAAGCUGUGGAUCAUGCAGCCAACAGAACCCAGUUCGGAAACAAGAUCCACACGUACGGAGCCAUUCAGGAGAAGGUGGCCCGCAUGACCAUGCUGCAGUACGUCACCGAGUCCAUGGCGUACAUGAUCAGCGGGAACAUGGACAGCGGCGCCAAAGAGUUCCAGAUAGAAGCAGCCAUCAGCAAGAUCUUUGCUUCUGAAGCGGCGUGGACGGUGACUGAUGAAAGUAUCCAGAUAAUGGGGGGCAUGGGUUUCAUGAAGGACUGUGGAGUGGAGCGAGUGAUGAGGGAUCUGAGGAUUUUCAGGAUCUUUGAGGGCACCAACGACAUCCUGAGGCUCUUCGUAGCUCUUAACGGCUUCCAGAAUGCUGGUAACCACCUGAAGAGCCUGCAGAAGGCCAUGAAGAAUCCCCUCGGCAACGCCGGGAUGCUGGCAGGAGAGAUCACAAAGAGAGCAAAGAGAAAGGCAGGUUUGAGCACAGGCCUGACGCUGCAGGGAAAUAUCCAUCCUGAGCUGGCGCGCAGCGGUGACCUGACGGUUAAAGCCAUCGAGCAGUUCGGAGCCGUCACCGAGGAGCUGCUGGUCAAACACGGCAAGAAGAUCAUCGAUGAACAGUUUAUCCUGAAGAGAGUGGCAGACAGCGCCAUCGACCUGUACGCCAUGGUGGUCGUCCUGUCCAGGGCUUCCCGCUCUCUGAGUCAGGGCCACGCUUCAGCUCAGCACGAGAAGAUGCUGUGUGAGACCUGGUGUAUGGAGGCCCAUGAGAGGGUGAUGCAGGACGUGAAGAUCCUGCGCUCGGGCCAGUCCAAGCAGCUCUUCAACAACAUGCGGGCCAUCUCUGCCGCCGUGGUGGAAAACGGAGGCAUCGUCUCUCCUCACCCCCUCGGGUUCUAGACCCACACGCCGCCGUCCCGAUCUGGUUCAUACUUAGUUUUUUUUCUCUUCUUUUAGUUUUUUUUUAACUCUUCUGGAUCUCUAACCAGGUUCUGGGUCACGUUUGCCAAGUCCAGCCAAACUUAACCACUCUCACAUUGGUGCCCUUUUAUUCACUAGGUGUGAAUAGGCUAUUUUUUUUUAAAUUUAUUUAUAUUUUUGGUGAUAGCGGAGGUGCAACGCAGGGCUGAAAAUAUAACACAGUUUGUGCCUCUUUGUUCCAUCUCAACAUCGGUUUUUUGGUAACUUUUAUGUUUUUCUGUCAUUUAUUUAUUUAACUUUUUACUCCAAGCCUGUAAGGUUUUAGCCAGAUUUUUGAACCUUCAGGAAGUAAAAUGGUUUAGAGGAAUUCGGUACGGAGAAAACGACACGCGUUCAGUCCUGCUACCGGCUUCUGAUACAGUUAAAGACUGAAUGUAAACGUGUAAAUGGGCCGGUUGCUCUGUUCUCAGACUUUAUAGCAGCAGAUUUUUAUCUUUUUGUAUUUGCUUUAACAUGAAAACAACAUAAUCAAUGCAACUUAAAGAAAGGAAACCAGGUAGCUGUUGAAGAGCAGACGCAGUCGGUGUCGAAGGUGUUUCGAAAGUCAGAUUUAUAACUUUUUUUUUCUUUUUCUUUUCCUUUUUUAUCUACUCUUGCCUACAUGUGCUCAUACGUGCCUGUUUGAGCUCAGAGAAACAAAUAUAAACACAAACUUUUGCCUUACAAGCUGCUCCGGAUGCAGCUUGAAGCUCCUGCUUUGUUUUGACUUCAGUCAAAAGGAAAAGUGAAAAUGAUUUUCACGUGAAUUUAUCAGGAGAGAAUGUUUCUUCUGAUGAUGAUUACAGACAUGAUUAAAUGUAUUUGUAGAAAGUGUAUCUUAUUUCUAAGAUGCAGUAGCACUUAUAUCUCUUAUUGAAGCAUUAUUUGGGACAUUGCGUUCUUUAAGACGAGGGACAUCAUCUGCACAGAAAGGAUUAACCUAAUAGCAGUUGUAUUAGUCCAGCAAAAUGCUGUAAAAUUGCUAUUAAGACAUCUAAUUGCGUGAGUUUGGUGUGGUUACAUUAAAGCACCUGUAUAUAUGCCUCAGAAAACACUUAGCGGAUAUCAGUGUAAGAUGAAUUUGAACUGCAGUCAUUGUAUCAAUAAAAUACCUCUGGCUUGACGAA
Molecule: messenger RNA, 3269 nt
Organism: Cololabis saira (Pacific saury)
Lineage: Eukaryota; Metazoa; Chordata; Actinopteri; Beloniformes; Belonidae
Gene: acadvl
Product: acyl-CoA dehydrogenase very long chain
Exons: 21
Coding region: 121-2082 (653 amino acids)
Molecular function (GO): fatty-acyl-CoA binding; very-long-chain fatty acyl-CoA dehydrogenase activity; flavin adenine dinucleotide binding
Source: RefSeq, a predicted model, not a curated record